This is a messenger RNA of Colletotrichum chrysophilum, 1608 nucleotides long. RefSeq lists its product as uncharacterized. The record is from RefSeq and is a predicted model, not a curated record. Gene Ontology annotation, cellular component: membrane; Golgi apparatus. The transcript has 7 exons. Gene Ontology annotation, biological process: retrograde transport, endosome to Golgi. Bases 1 to 1608 code for a protein of 535 amino acids. NCBI's taxonomy places the organism in Eukaryota, Fungi, Ascomycota, Sordariomycetes, Glomerellales, Glomerellaceae.
AUGAAGGGCUGGCUUUGGGCCUCUGCCUUGGGCUUGUCCCUAUGGACGGCCAACGCCCUUGAGGUCAAGAUGGAUCAAACCGAUGAGAACAGACAGAGAUGCUCUGGCAUGUACAGCCGCACUGCUUGGGGCGGCCCCGUCGACCCCUACAUCAACGUUAUGUUUCUCCCAAAGCAAGCUCCGGCAGAUCAAGACCCUACUGUCAGCUUGGUCAUCUUCGAAUGGAAGGACGAGGACCUGAUCGGGGUUCGCGAAAGUCAGGACUCGGAGCAUAAAAUCGGCAUCUGCCAGGAGCAGUUUGUUAAGAAGGGUUUCUGUAACGAGACCGAUGUCGGCAAAUUCAUCAUCGAUCCGGAAGCCACCACGAAAUCGAAGAACAUGAUCGAUACGAAGGCGAUUCAUCUGAAGGAGCCGCAGGCCACCAAAUACAUGAUUCGCAAGACCGGCUACUACUGCGUUCUCACCGACCGUUUCACUGCGGAUGAGUAUACUGCCGUUGUCGAAUUUCGCAAUGCGUACGGCGAGCUGCCUGCCACGCAAAUCCCGAAAUUGCCUUUCUAUGGCGGAAUAACGAUUCUCUACGCCUUGGUUGCUGUAUUCUGGGGUUUCCUAUACUACCAGCAUCGCCAAGACAUCCUUCCAGUCCAAAACUACAUCACAGCAAUUGUGAUUUUCUUGGUUGUCGAAAUGCUCAUGACCUGGGGCUUCUACGACUACCUGAACCGCAACGGCGCCAAUAUUGGGUCUAAGGUGCUCCUUGUCAUUGUCGCCAUCCUCAACGCUGCCCGCAACUCGUUCUCUUUCUUCCUGCUUCUGAUCGUGUGCAUGGGCUACGGAGUUGUCAAGCCGACGUUGGGCAGGACGAUGGUUUACGUGCGCUGGCUUGCGAUUGCCCACUUUGUCUUCGGACUUGUGUACGCAAUUACUAGUUUGCUGAUCACCCCUGACGCAGCUGGACCCUUCGUCCUCCUGAUCGUUCUUCCGCUUGCUGGCACACUUACUGCUUUCUACGUGUGGACGUUGAACUCCCUCAACUUCACCCUCAAGGACCUGCGUGAGCGCAAGCAGCAUGCUAAGGAAGCUAUGUACAAGAAACUGUGGUGGUGCAUCCUAAUCAGCAUUUUCGUCAUCUUCGGUUUCUUCUUCUUCAACAGCUUCAGUUUUGCUUCUGUCAACGACCCUGAUUACGUCCCCUUCCAUUGGAAGUCCCGCUGGUUCGUUCUCGAUGGCUGGCUCAACCUUGUCUACUUCGCAGAUGUUGCCUGGAUCGCCUACGUCUGGAGACCGACAGCCAAUAACAGGCGCUUCGCUAUGAGUGAUGAGAUCGCUCAGGACGAUGAUGGAACCUUCACAAUGGCGGACAUUGGCGCGCCUGACGACUCGGACGAUGACGAGGAAGCCCAAAUCGGCAAAGAGAGCAACCCGCGAUCAGCUGCCACUGCUUCAUCGGGUGCACAAGCGAGCAAUAUGCCCCAGACGCAGCCGCAAAGACACAUUCCACGAGAUUCUCUGGACGGAGAGACCAUCUUCGCGGUGGGCGAAGAUGGCGAUAGAUUCUCAGACGACUCUGACGAGGAAGACGCCAAACUUGUGGGUCCGAGGAAAUAG